UUGUAAAGUUAAAACUAAACAAGGAUAUGUGUACAUUGACAGUGCAUUGUAGAAGGAUGUAGGUGGUGAAAGCACUUUAAUAGAAUAUGUGCACAUAUAGUGACGUGUUUCCAUCUUGACAAUUCCUGCAAUAUAGAUAAAGUUCACAAUGUGGGACACAUCAGGAGAACCACCAGGAGAACAAGAAGGGGACUCAUCUGAUCCUGCAAUGCAAGUAGAAGAAAAAUGUGAACGAAGUCAAAGCCAAAUGGAAUCUCUUGAAGAAAUUGUGCUAAAAAAUAAGCCAACUUCGAAGAAGCAGGAGGAAGUUCAGGAAUAUGCAAGGAGGCUUUCUAAAAUUAAAUCUAGAGCUAAAUUUUCACGACGAAAUAAGGAAGCAAAUUUGCCAUGUAAAAGUACAUCACAUGUGUCUGAUGCAACAUCACCUGGCACCUCUGAUCAAACUGUUGACGAUAUAAGUCAAGCGAAAACUGCAAAAGCAAAGUCUACUUUACUCCAAAAAAAGUUAGCCGAAGACAGGAAAGUAUUCGAACAACGUAAUAAGGAGAGGACUGAAACUAAACGUGCUGUGGAAGAGAAGGUAGAGGCUAUUAGACAACAACUAGAAGAAAAUGAUGUAUCUCACCCAGAUCUGGCUCUAGUAAGUCUACAAAAGGAUCAAUUAUCUGUUACACCUAUUAAACCAGUCAUGAUCACUUCUGAGGUAAUGUCGCCAGUACAAAUUGAAAGUAUUCGAGAUAAAGAAAAUAAAAUUGCAGAACUUAGUAAUAAAAUUGUAGAAUUAGAAGCCAGUAUUGUGGACCUUCAAGAAAAUUUGAAGGAAAAAGAUUCUGUCAUUGAAUCUAAAACAAAGGCAGUUACACUUAUGUCCGCAGAUCUUUCCAGGAAGGGUAAAACAACAUUAGACACUCUUGAAGAUACGAAAGAUGAAAUGCGAACAAUGCAGGAGCAUUUUAUACUUUUAGAGACAUCAUUAAAAAAUAAAAAUGAAAACCUCUUAAAGCAAUUAGCAGAAAAAGAUAAUAAAAUAAUAGAAUUAGAAGAAUCAGUUAAUCGGUUUGAACAAGAAGUUGACAAGCAAAAGUUAUCUGAGUCAGCAAGCGCUAACUUUUCUCGCUGUACAAUGGAUACAUUAGUAGAAACCAAAGAAGCAAUGAAAUCUAUGCAGGAAAAUUUUGUACUUAUAGAAUCAUCUCUUAAAGCGAAAAACGAUAAUCUUCUUCAACAGCUGCAAGAUUAUGAAUUGAAAUUGGCAGAAUCUAACGAACGAAUAUUUAAAUUGGAAUCUGGUAUUGGUAUAGAAAAAGAUCCAACAGUUGACGAUUUGCGGUUUAAAUUAGAAAAAUUGGAAUAUAGUAACAAACAGUUACAGGAUGAGAAAUAUGAAUUACAAAAAAGUAUGGCUGAUCUGCAAGAUAAAAUUGUGAACACUUCUAUCCAUGGUAAUGGUGCUGUAAUAGAAAAGGACAAUAGAAUAGUUGAACUCGAAAACUUAAUAGAAGAAUUGAAACAAUCUAAUAAACUUCUUGAAGAAGAAUCUAAAGUGGAAUUACAAAAACAGUUAGCGGAUUUGACAUUGAAAAAUGAAGAAUAUGCAAAUAAAAUUACUGAUCUUGAAAAUUUGGUGCAUAACCUAGAAGAACAAAAGAGUGAAAUUGCAGCCAGAUUACCAGAUGAGAGUGCUGUUAACGAAGACGAGAAGGUGGCAAAGCUUACCAAAGAAUUGGAAGAAUUAAAUAAAAAUAUGAUAAAAAUAAAAGCACAACAUAAAACUAAAAUAAAAAGUUUACAAAAGCAACUGGAGAAUUUCAAAAUGGUGUCCGACACAAAUGCGGAACUUGUUAGACUGGCGAAUCAAGUGGCAUUAUUAGAGGAGGAGAAAGGUAACCUUCAGCUGAAUCUGGUAGACUUUGACGAGCUUAAAGCCUCAGCAGGCGACUGGCAAGAACGCACUGUUUACCUCGAAAGUAAAGUUUCUGAUCAGUUAAAAGAAAUUCAAAUGCAAAUAGAAGCCAUUGCUGCAUUAGAGAAUCAAAAACUGGAUCUCAUGCAAGAACUCCAUAUGGUAAAACAGGAAAUUUCAUCUUUAGAAGCGGAAAAUGCAGAAUCUGAAAAUCUGAGGGUAUCUGCAGAAAUGAAAGUUGUUGAUUUUGAGGAACAGUUAGAAGCUAUACACAAACUGCAGAAUGAAAAUAAAUUAGAAUCUUCGUUAGAAGCCAAUUAUGCAGAGCUAAUUAAACGGAUGGAAGUUUUAACGCAAGAAAAUAGUGAACUGUAUAAUAGAAUAUCGAAAAUGGAAGAGAAAGGAGCUUCUGACACCGGUUCUACUGAGUCGUUUGAAGCCAUACAGGAAUUGGAUAAGAGUGAUUUGUUGAAAAAAAUUGAGGAUUUGACACAGAAAAAUAAUGAAUUAGCUCUUAAAGUAAGUAAAAUUCAGGAAAAAGAAAAAUUACAGGCUGGAUCCAUAGAGUCGUUUGAAAGUAUACACGAUACAGAUAAGAAUGAACUAUUAAAGAAAAUUGAUCAGUUGACUCAAGAGAACACUGACUUAACAAUGAAAUUGAGUCGAAUUGAAGAAAAAGGAUCUUCUGAUACAGGUUCAACGGAAUCUUUUGAACGUAUUCCAGAGCAAAAUGAAAGUAUAACGAAAAUUGACCUUCUUACUCAAGAAAAUAGUGAAUUAGUAAUUAAACUUACAAAACUGGAAGAACAGUUGGAACACAUAAGAAGCAGUGGUAUGGAAUGUAAGUCGGAUGUUGACUUACAAUUAAAAGUCGAUAGUUUACUGGAAGAGAAUAGUAAUCAAUCUGCAGAAUUAUCCAUACUCAAGGCACAGUUAACCGAAAUCACAAUACAGAAUACUAAUUUUCAGAAAGAAAUUGAAACUUUGAGUGCAGAAACCUUGACUCUUAAACUAGAGGAUUCAUCUGGAAAAUUAAAAAGGGAAAUUGAGUUAACAACACAAAUGGACGAGUUAGUGGAAGAGAAAACUCUUCUUGAGAAAGAAAUAAAGGAAUUGAGUAAUGCUUUGGAAAAAUCACACAAGGUCACAGUUGAGGAUGUUGAAACAAAUAAUUUGACAUUGAAUGUUGAAGAAUUGCUGAAAAAAAAUAAACAAAUAUUUGUGAGAAUGUCAGAACUUGAAGCGUUUAAUGAGAAAUUGAAAGAAAAUUUGAAGGACGUAACACGAGAAAAGGAAGAAUUAUGCAGAAAAAUUAAUGAUAUGUUACCUGAAGAUCCUGUCAAUGAAAGGUUAGAAAUUCUUGAAAAGUUAGAAAAGUUAAAUAAAGAGAAACGGCAACUACAUGAACAAGUCGAAACUCUUCUAGAAAAAUCCACUAAAGAUUCAUCUGAAAUGCGACUGUUAGAUGAAUCUGUUAUUGCUUCUUUACAAUACGAAAUAGAAGAACUGAAGAAAGUUGUUGUUGAACAAACUAGUACAAUUGAAGAGAUGCAAGUUAAACUUAUAAAUAAAGAAGCAGAAUUAGAUGAAUUACGUAAGGAGAUCAUAGAGUAUCAAGCUUCUGAGCAGAAAAUUAACAGUCUCGAACAUGAAUUGAAGGAAAUGCAAGACAAAGUGGAAAAAUCAUGGUCUGAAAAAGCAGCCAUUGAAGAGGAAUUUAAUACAUUGCAAAAAGAAAGUAGUGUGUUGCGCGAAGUGAAAAAAGAGAAGGAUGCAGAAAAUAUUUUGCUAAAGCAACAAUUGCAAGAUACUACAGCGUCAUACGAGUCGAAAAUUCAAGAGCAACUAACAAUAAUAUCUGAAAAAGAAAAUGGAAUUACUAAUUUGAAGGAAAUCAUUGGAGAAAAGGAUCAAGAGUUGCAUGCCAAAUACACGGAAUUGCAAAAUAAAAUGAUCACAAUAGACAGUCUGCAAGAUGAAUUGAAUACUUUAAAAAUGUUAAUCCAAGAGAAGGAUGUUUCAUUAAGGUCAAUGUCUGAUGAAAUUGCGAAUCUUAAUAAUGCACUAAAGACUAAAGGAGACGUAAUAUAUUCAUUGAAAAAAGAUAUUGCUGACUUAAAUGAGAAGUUAGAGGAAUCGAAACCUUUGCAGAAUUAUAAUGAAUUAUUGGAACAAUUAAAAGAUAAAGACACGAUUCUUAAUGAAAUUCAAUAUAGGAUGAAUGCUAUUACAAAAGAAAAUAAUAAUUUAUUGGAAAAAGUGAAGAAUUUGUCCGAGCAGAACGAUAAUAUUCAACAAGGUUUAACUGAAAAACAAGGACUAGUUUCUCAUUUAAUGAAAGUGAACGAGGUUUUAGAUGCACAGAUUGUAGAAUUUAAAUCCGAUAGAGAUCAAGCAAAAAGACGAAUUUGGGAGAUGCAAAACAUUAUAGACGAUAAUGCUAAGUUUGUGGAAAAUUUACAGACAGAAUUAAGAACUGCAUACAAGCAAAUAGAACAGUUAAAGAUAAAACAUACAGAGGAUACGGAAUUACAAAAUCAAAGAGUUGAAGGUCUAAUUGAAGAAUUACAUGCUAAAACACAAGAAUAUGAAACACUGAAAAGCGAAUUGUUAGAGAAGGAAAGACUGGUUGGACAAAAUGUAACGGAGGAGGUUAAAAUCGCACUGGAAGCUAGAAUUGCUGAUUUGGAGCAGAAAUUGAAAGAUUCUGAAGAUAAAAUACAAAUGCAGUUAGAAAAAAUGAAGAAAAUAGCAGCGAACCUGAAGAAGAAGACAGCCGUGUGUCAAGAACUUGAAACAAGAGCCGCUGAGUUAGAAGAAAAAUGGACAACUGAAAAAGACGAAAAAGAGGCUAAAAACAAACAGAUACAGGAUGCAGCAAUUUCGAUGUGUGAAAAGGAUAAUAACAUAGCAGAGUUAGAAGAGAAACUGAUGCAGGCAAGAAACGAGAACGAAGAGGCUUUGAAAAACAGUGAUGAACUUAUGAGUAAAUUAACCAAUUCGAACGAGAAAAUGUCGUUGCUUACGCAGCAUAUUACAGAAAUGGAGGAAGAAAUUGUAAGAGUACGAGCAGAGUUGGAAUCCAUAGUAGUGGAACUUGCAACUGAGAAAGUAGCCAAAGAAAAUAUAAUGUCGGAAUAUGAAGCUUAUAAACAACAAAUUGCUACAGAGAACGAAUGUAAACUGUUGGAGUUAGACGAUGUCAAGGAAAAAGCCAGGGAGCUUAGCGUUCGAAUGCAAGUUAUGGAAUCGGAAUACGUUGAACAACUUGCGUUAAUAAAGGAUCUUCACGCUGCAAAUGGUUUACUAUUGUCCAAACAAACUCAAAUCAACGAAAAAUUGGAAAACGUAGAAAAAGAAUCGGAGGAGCGACGAGUAUUAUUAGAACAGGUGCAGAAGGAAGCCGUUAGCACUGCGACCGUGACCACUCAAACCACAGAAGAUGAAAUUAUUGAGGAUGAUACGAAAAUGACUGGUACACAACAUUGCAGUCAUUGCGAACAAUGCCAAACGGUGGUGCAAGCGUUAGAGGCGAAAUUACAGGAGCGGGAAGCAGAAAUUGAGAAUUUGGAUAACGAAUUAGCUAAUUCUGUUGGUAAUUUUGUUCAAAUGAGAGAGUCUCUUCGGUUUAACGAUUUAAUGAACCAAACCACUAUGCGAAACAGAUCACUGGAAGAUCCCUACAAUCAUCUUCUAUUCCAGUAUAAUACAUUGAUAUCGAGCAACGAAGAAAUAAAAGCAAAAUUAGAUGAAGCUUUAAAGGAAAAUAAGGACUUGGUAAAGAAAAUUGAAGGCUUACAGUCCGUGAACACUACUUUAGAGGAAAGAAUAGUUGUUGCAGAGCAAAUGUUAGAAAAAAACAAGCAAAACACAGAAAAGUUAGAAAAUGUUGAUUGCUUGAACUCUGACUUAAGAAAGAAAUGCGAAGAACACGAAUUGGAGUUGUUGAACGUGCAAAGAGACAUGCAAGACGUCCAGGAGCGUGCGGAUCUCCUCGAACAACAAUUAAAUUCCCAGACUGCAUUAUUGAAGUCGGAAGUAGAGCAACGAAUGCAUACAGAAAAGUUGUUGCAGGAUGUUAAAAAUAAUUUGGAACAGGAAGUCGAGUCCCGGAAGGCUGAUAAAAACAUAGAUCAGAAAAUAAUAGAAGAUCUAAAGAUUGAGUUAGAAACGUACAAAAAUCAGAGUGUAGAGCUUACUGAAAACUCAGAAAUUGUUAAAAGAGGAGCACCUGAUUUAAAUUUCCCAAUUGAUGAACGAGACAAUGUGCCUCAGUUAUUCGAUGCUUCAAAAAUCUUUGGUGCAUCAUCUGCCUCCGGUUCCGAUAUUCUAGGUGGUGCAGAAGCGAGAAGAUUUCAGGCUUUGUUAAGCGAAAAAAACGCACAGUGCUCGAAUCUUACCCAAGAGAUCAGUCACUUGCAGAACCAGUUGAUCGAGGAGAGAUCUCAGAUGUCCCAGAAUUACAGCCAAUGCAUCGAAGAAUUAGAAGUCUCUCGGAAGGAUUUGCAUGUAGCCCAAGCGAACUUGGAAAGAAUGGAACAACUUUUAACCACGAAAGAUGGACAGAUCGAGUCCCUGAAUACUGAACUGCGAAAUCUCAGCUCGCAAAUGUCGGCGGAGUUAGAGGCAAAUUCUACAAAAGAGGCGGUCGAGAAACUCUCUCUCUCUCGAGAUCAGCAGAACAUCUUGCUCGAGUCGUACAAGCUGCAAAUCGUGAAUUUAGAAGCGGAAUUAAAGAACUCAACAGACACGGAAUUGAUACAAGACUUGGAAACUCGGAUUUCGGAUAUCACCAAGGAGAGAGAUUUGUUACAGUUGCAGAUGAACGAUUUGUCAAGAUCGUUGGAAGAGUUGAAGGGCUCAACUGAAAUCGAGCGGAGUUUGCGGAUGGAAAUUGAGAAAAUGGCGCGCGAAAGGGACGAGAUGAAAGAGCUCGCGGCGAAUCUCACGCGGGCUUUGGAGGAUGCUUACAAAAGUGUGGAUAAAACGCCUACCCUUACGGACUCGUCUACUAAAGAAUCGACGCCUUUACAGGAAAUCACGGUUACACAAGCGGAAGCGGAUACUUUGAAAACUGUCGGCGAAGAUGUUAAGGAAAUGAUUACUUCCGAUAGUUGGGAUGUAGGCUCGAUCGAGAAGUUCAAUGUCGACGAGGAAACCUGGGGUUGGAAUGCGGACGAUGCUCAGCUGGCUGGUGAACCGGUUACCACCGCUUUAGUUCCCAGCAUGGAAAUGCAGUUACGGGCGAAGGUCGACGAUCUUCAGGAUCAAAUUCGAGAUCUGGAGAAGGAACAAGACAAGAUGACGGAAGAAAAUAAGGCGCUUCAGUUGAGAAGCGGCAAAAUGAUAAAGAAACUUAAAGAGUACAAGGUGCAAGUGGAGAACCUUCAAAAACAAUUAAAAAUACAGAAAUCUGCGAUCGACUUUUACGACCUUGAUUCCGCGAUCGGAGAAGAGUUGAAGUCUCAGAUCAGCAAGCUAGAGAAAACCCUGAACGAGGUUAAGGAGGAACAGAAGAGUACGAUCGCCGAGAAAGAGGCUUUGAUGAAACGUUUGGAUGUCCUUAUGUCUGCGAACGAACGAUAUAUGGAGAUGAAAGAGAGGCAGGACAUGGAUAUGGAAGUAUUACGUAUCCGAAACAAGGAGUUGUCGGACAAAGUUGAAACGCUGGAUAAACGGUUGCACGAAAGCGCGUCUGGUUCCGAGGAGAAUAACGCUUCUCGAAACGAAACCGUUGUUCCGGACGAGGAGACCAAAUCGGUGGUUCGUCGUCAAGAGAGAUCCGUCGACGGCGAGGACUUGGAGACUCUGUGUAAAAAGUACAAGGAUGAUAUCGAUGAUAUUAAAGACGAGAUGGAAGCGCUGGCCAACGAGAACGAACAAUUGCAGCAUUUCCUAGAAGAACAGAAGAACAAGCUGUCAGCCAUCGAAUCGAAACGAACGGCGGAUGAAAACGAGUCCAUUCAGAUUGUGGACGAUCUGAACAAAAAGAUUUCGGAGUUGCAGGGCAUGUUGAGUAAAUCGAGAGAAGAGUAUGACUUGUUGAGGAAGCAAUACGAGCAAAGCUUGAUGGACGCUAAUGAUCAGGUGUCGGCGAUGAGGCAGAACUCCGAUUUCUUGAAGGAGGAAACUUUUGAGAAAAUUACCAGACUGGAAAUGGCGAUCGCUGAUCUGCGUCAGCAAGCCGAAGCAUCUGAAUUAAAUGUGAAUGGACUGCAGAAGAGUUUGCAGGAAGCGGUUCAAGAGAAAGCAGACACAGAAGAGAAAUUGGUUGCGCUAACGUCUUCCUCGGAGAAGCAACUGUCUGCCGUGAAUGCAUCGAUGGCGGAAGUAACGGAACUUUUGAACGUCAGGAUACAAGAGGUCGCGGACUUGAAGCAGGAACUUCAGAGGCAAUAUAUACAUCACGAGGAGGUGAAGAUGAAAUUACAGGAGACUAUAGAACAACUGAGCCUAGAACUCGGCGAGAAGAAGCAACAGGUAGAGGUAUUGAAGAAAUCAAUGAACGAUAAGGAAAACGAGUUUAUUCAACAACAGAGCGUGGAGACCGUUAGCGCUCUCGUGAGCCAAGCUACUCAAGAGCUGGUGCAGAAACACGCUAUAGAGAUCGAAGAGAAAGAGAAAGAGAUACGACGGCUUAAUGAAAAGAAACUACACGAUGAUAGGCAACUUGUAGAUGUAAACAACGAACACCUACAAUCUGAGGUGAGUUCUUUGUCGACCAAAUUAAAUUACAUGAAAUCGCGCAAUAAAGAGCUUCAGCAGACCCUGGUUUCGCUGGAAGAGCGAUUAACUGGAACAGUGUCAGAGAAUGAACGAACUUUUGAACAGCUCUCGAUCGAAAAUAAAGAACACGUGGAAACUAUAAGACAGUUACAGGCGCGGCUAAAGGAGGUAGAAAUACCUUUCGGCCAGGCAAAAGACUUCAUUUCGCAUGCCCAAGAUCUAGAAGAAAAGCUUGAAAACGUAAGGGCUUCUUUAGUGGAAAAAGAAUAUGCUUUAGGACAAUGCAUCAAACAAUCCGCGGAAUGCAAUAUUACUUUGGAGAAUACCAAAGCCGAAGCUAACGCACUCCGUGUGGAGUUACAGAGGACCGACACCUUGAGGAACGAACUGCUAGAAAAGACUGAUCAGAUAAAUCAUCUUACCGCGGAAUUGGAAAUCGCUCGCAAAGCUUUGAACGAAGCCAGGCGGAAUUUGAGCGAGAAGAUGUCUUUGCUCGAGACGAGUAAUCAAAUGUUGAACGAGAAGCAGAUGGAAUUGGACAGAUUGUCGCUGGUACAAGAUCACUAUCAACGUCGAUCGAGUUCUUCCAGGACAGUAGACGAUUUACCUGUCUUCAGGAUGAGCGACGAUACCCAGAGUCUGCAGCGUACGAUUGACACUAUGCAAGCUGAGUUGGAUAAGAAACAGGAGGAAAUCGAGCAUUUUAAAUAUCUACUUAACGAGAACACGUAUCCCAGUAUAAUCGAAGAGAUGCAGGAUAGGAUCAACAGUCUUUACAACGAAAAGGCCGAGCUGGAGUCUUCUUUGGAAACGGCGACAUUGAGAGCCGGCGAAAAGGACAAGCAAAUCGAAAGUUUAACGCAGCGAAUCGAGAUGCAGACUCAGGAAUUCACGUCCAAGGUAGAAGCAACUUUACCAUCCAAGGAAAGACGGUCCGUCCAUGAUCAGGAGGAGAUCGUCAGGUUGCAGAACGAGCUACACGUUAAAGAACAGCUGAUCAACGAGUUGAAGUACGUGAUAGCCGAGAAGGACUCUCAACUAUCUCUCCAAGCCAGCAUGGAACCGCAGUCGGAUGAUUUCGAGUUGCGUGAAACGUUGCAGCGACUGACCAUCGAAUUGUACGCUAAAGAACAGGAGAUACAGCAACUGAAAUCGACGGUCGCGGAGUUGGAGCAAGAACGGUCGCGAUUACAAGCAUUCGAACGGGUCUCGGAGGAAACCAGGGACGCCAUACAGAGGCUUAAUGAAGAGAAGGAACAGGUACGACUGGAGGCGCAUGAAAUCCUAGAGAGGAAGUUGAAGGAGAAGGAAAUGGAGAUCAGCGAUAUAAAAGAGAGGCUGUCUAUCGAGAACAGAAAUAUUCUAAGUGAGUUACAGUUGAGGGACAGAGAUAUCGAGAAUCUGAGGAGACAGCUGAACGAGUUUUCUACGAUGGAACAGGGUGUGAAAGAUAGUCUCCAUCGAAAGGAGGAGGAACUUGUCCGUGUGAGCGCGGAUUUGGCGGAGAAAGAACGACGAUUGGCGGAAUUGAGCAUUACCAAGGACACGGAGCUCCACAAUUUGAAGGUCCAGAUACACGAGAAAGAGAUCCGCAUAGAGGAACUAUUGGCGAUGUCCGACGAGGAGGAAAAACAGCUGUACGAGUUGAAGAUCGCAUUGGAGGCCAGGGAGACGGAGAUAAAUUCAUUGAAGGCUCUGCUGGAAGAUAAAGUCAAGGAAUACGAAUUGAUUCAAAACGUAUUGAAAAAGGACAUUCCUAUUAUCGAUCCGUCUGAGGUUCGAGACUUGGAGGUGUCUGGGGAAGAGGGGAGAGCGUCAACCUCGCAGGAACUGGACUUUGCUCUGUACAUGCUUCAUCAACGGGACGUCAGGUGCGAGGAACUGACCCACGAGCUGAUGCAGUUACUCGAGGAACGGGACACUUUACAGUUACGUCUGUCGAACGCGAUCAGAGUGAACGAGGAUCUGAGGAAAGGUGGCACCUCUCAGUUUAGUUUGAAGGAAGAGCCUUCGGUUUCCGAAAGCACGGAACCACUUGUGGACUGUCCUUCGCCUUCGAAGUCCGAGGGACCAGUCGAGAUAGCCAAGGAAGCUAUCGAUUCUCCGAUUGGGGAGGACAAGGAGACUCUUGCCCAGAAGCUGUCACAGUUGCACACGGUGAGCCAUUCGAAAGACGUACGAUUGAGGGACGAACGAGAGUUGAGGCACACGCAGCAAAUGUCUUUGCUAGCGCACAAAGACGUUCUAAGUACCUUGCCCCCCGAAGCGGCUGCCAGGCUCGUCAAUGCAAAUUAUACACUAUCUAGGAAUGUUCAGAGUCAGUCGAGCGUCUUACUGAAUUGGCUGUGGGGAAAAAGCACGCCAAAGGUCGUACACAUGUGAUGGGACGCUGAUGACGGCAAAGUCGUCACCCUGCUUCUUGCCUUCUGGAUACAUUCCUGCCAAGUGCCAACUGCCAAGACAAUUCCUGUAACUAGACUAAACCGAGGCGAUAAAACUCUAUUACUGUGUAGUAACGUUUCGGCUAGUUUGAUCGCUCAGAGGUCGCCUGUACUUGCGAGAGGUGACACGUGUCCUAUUUUUUUGGAAGAAAGGGACUUGAGAAAAACGUGUCUUCACCGUUGAGAGAUUCGAAGCGGUGGUGACGAAGAGAGUCCUGCUUUUCCAGGCUUCUAAAACGGAAAGUCGCUCCUCUUCGUGGCCAGAAGAGAGUGCGAGGAGAUGACUUCUAUUGUAUCAUAAAUCGUUGUAUAGCCCAUUGUUCUUAGAUGCAUUGUAAACGAAACAUUGCCUUGAAAGAGAGAGAAAAAAAAAAGAAAAACAGAACUGUAUAUUUCAGUUAUUUUAUUAUUAGCUACGAAACUGUUAACAUUGUAAGUUGCCUCUCUCGGGUAUCGUUCGAUAUUCGAGGGACGUGCGUUUGUUCCGAUAAUUACUCCUUGACGUUCCGAUGAUUGUUAACGUUGAAAAUUGUAUUUGUGUAAAUUGCGCCGACGACAAAUCAACACCGUGUCGACCAUGUUUCCUCACGAACAACCUCUCUGUUGAAGGAGGUUAGGGGAUACUCGAACAGCGACGCGCUGACGCGUCACAUGAUGUUUUGGAAUUGUUAAUUUAAUGUUAAUUAUAGAAUUUUGCUUACCAGUGGAACUACUGUAAUUGUCCGUUGCUCAUUGAUGAUUCGAACAUACUAUUUCCACGAAAUUUUGUACAGAGAACAGUAAACGUCGGCGAAUAAAAAAC
This is a messenger RNA of Dufourea novaeangliae, 11872 nucleotides long. Its product is annotated as golgin subfamily A member 4-like. The transcript has 11 exons. Bases 149 to 11011 code for a protein of 3620 amino acids. The record is from RefSeq and is a predicted model, not a curated record. Lineage: Eukaryota; Metazoa; Arthropoda; Insecta; Hymenoptera; Halictidae.